Messenger RNA from Octopus sinensis (East Asian common octopus), 1704 nucleotides. RefSeq names its product Bloom syndrome protein homolog. Gene Ontology annotation, biological process: double-strand break repair via homologous recombination. Gene Ontology annotation, cellular component: chromosome; cytoplasm; nucleus. Lineage: Eukaryota; Metazoa; Mollusca; Cephalopoda; Octopoda; Octopodidae. Gene Ontology annotation, molecular function: 3'-5' DNA helicase activity; ATP binding; nucleic acid binding. The record is from RefSeq and is a predicted model, not a curated record.
AUGCGAACUCCUCUCUCAGUCAGGCAACUUAUCCGAGAGUGGAAUACUCGACAAGGAAAGCCUAAAGGAGUUGUGUUCCCUCGUCGAACUCUGGUCUUGUCCUGCCAUUACUGUACAAGGAAGUCAAAUCGUUCGACAGACAUUUCUCCGAAUGACUGCUCUCUGUUUGAUGGGGAGAAAGAAGGGUUUGUCGAUUUCCCGACGGACGAAGAAUUCUCCUCCGCCCUACAGAAUGCUGAAUCCGCACAGAUGAGACCACAGAACGUGCAAAAGUCAGUUCCCGAGCAAUCCUGCAAAAUGAAGGACGACAGCGAGGACCCUGAACUGCUGAGAAAUGACCAUUCCCACAGUCAAAUCAUGGCCAAGAUAUUCCAUGAGAAAUUUGGACUGAGAAAAUUCAGGAGAAAUCAACUUCAAAUCAUAAAUGCAGCCCUGUUGGGUUUUGAUUGUUUCGUCUUGAUGCCUACUGGGGGCGGGAAGAGUUUGUGUUAUCAAUUGCCUGCCAUUCUGAUGAAGGGGGUGACUGUAGUCAUCUCCCCCCUCAAGUCCCUCAUUCAGGACCAGGUGGCCAAGUUGCGAGCUCUCGACAGGGGGCUGAUUAAUUCGUAGAUUGUGGCCGUCAAUCUCUCGGGCGAACUGCCUGCGCAGACUCAGCGUGAGAUUUACACUGACUUGGAGGGGACGGGACUGCCCCGAACCAAACUCCUCUACGUGACCCCCGAAAAGAUAAGUGGGAGUGGUUUCCUGCUGAAAGUGCUUGACAAACUAUACAAACAAAGACAUUUGACCCGAUUUGUCAUCGACGAGGUGCACUGUGUUAGUCAGGUCAGUACAUUCCCUGAUUUGUAGUGGGGACAUGACUUUCGUCCUGAUUAUAAACGACUGUAUUUGCUCAGAGACAGGUUUCGGGGAGUGCCAUUCAUGUUGUUGACAGCCACGGCGACUGAGCGUGUGAGGAGUGACAUCCUUCACCAAGUCCACGUGAGUACUCCCAAAUGUUUCAAUCGUUCAAACCUCAAAUAUGAAAUAAGGCCUAAGCGUCCUUCUCAAAUAGUGAACGACAUUGUCCAACUGAUCCUCGACCGUUUCCACCACAAGGCAGGGAUCAUUUACUGUCUGCGAGAAUGUGAGACUGUGGCCGAGCGAUUAAACCAGGAGGGGAUCAGUGCUCGUGCCUACCAUGCGGGAUUGAGUGAUAAGUCGAGAGUGGAGUUCCUCAACAAAUGGAUGAACGACACAUGUCCUGUGAUGUGUGCCACAAUUGCCUUCGGGAUGGGAAUAGACAAGCCAGACGUCCGCUUCGUGUUCCAUUAUUCACUUCCGAGUUCUAUGGAGGGGUACUACCAGGAGUCCGGGAGAGCAGGAAGAGACGGCCUCACUUCCUGCUGCAUUUUGUUUUAUUCGUAUUCAGAUGUGGCGAGGAUUCGACGGAUUAUAGAGAGUAGUGGUUUUGUGGCAACCUCCCAGCUGAUGAGAGUUCUGACACCCAUUCAAAGAAAUUGCACAGGGACAACCUAUAUAGAGUUGUUCAGUUUUGAAUUGACUAAAGCGUGUAUAAAAAAGUAUGAAGAAUAUGUCGAAGUAAAAAAAAGAUAUGGAGAGGCAUGUCAAAGAAACUUGGAAUAUAUUGAGAAUCCUCCAAAAUCCGACCUGCCAGAGACCGGCGAAUCUUUGAAGCCUGAUAGUGCGGAUAAAUCCAAUUGA